Trypanosoma theileri is the source of this 1407-nucleotide messenger RNA. RefSeq lists its product as uncharacterized. The record is from RefSeq and is a predicted model, not a curated record. Bases 1 to 1407 code for a protein of 468 amino acids. The transcript has a single exon. Lineage: Eukaryota; Euglenozoa; Kinetoplastea; Trypanosomatida; Trypanosomatidae.
AUGUCUGUAGAAGCACGUCUUUAUCAUGCAGAACAACAAGUAGAUCAGCUGAAUCAGCAGGUAAAGCUUCUGAAACAACUUGUCACCACAGAAGUACAUGAGCUCCAUCAAUUUAUGGAACAACAAGUUGCGGAAGUCAAAGAAGCAGUGAUGCAUCAGGAUAAAAUCUACCAGGAGAGAAUGAAUAAACUGGAAAUACGUAUUCAUCAAUUAUCUGAAUUCUGCUUACAUCUAGCGUCUUCAAGUGGAUACACGGGUUCUACAAGAGGGAUAAUACCAUUUAAUGGGGUUUCGCUAUCUUCAUCUGAUCAUGGUACUGUAAAACAGGAAACUACUAUAGCUAACAUGAAUACAUCUUCUCUUGAUGGAAAUAAUGACGAAGAUAAUAGUAAUACUAAAACUGUUGACGGAAUAUUAAACAAGUACAAAAAUCGAAUAGAUGCUAUUUAUGAUUUUUAUACAGCUUCAGCCAUUGAUGUAUUUCAUCCUACAAUGACAAUUUCUCACUUUUCUCAUUUUGUAAAGGAUUGUCAAUUGUGUGGACUUUCUCAAGGAACUUCGGCAGAACUUUUGUGGAUAGCCGUCAUGCGCUCUCUUAACGCCAAACAAAGUAAAAACUUGACAGAGAAGAAAAAUCAAAAUCGUGAUAUUAGACAGGGUAGUAGUAGUAGUAGUAGUAGUAGUAGUUCUAAAAUUCAGAAUAAAGAUCUUUUUGUCUAUCAGAGACUUGAAACAAUCCCUAAGAAUUUAUUUGGUGAGGCUCUUUAUAUUCUUGCCAAAGAAAAAUAUCGUCAAAAACGGUCUUCAGAAGUCACUACACUUAGUGGCCUUGCGAAUGUCUCUACCUUAGAUGAAAAACCAGAAGAAACUUUUCUUACGUUUCUGCUGUAUCACAUAUUUCCUUAUGUUGAUUCUGUUAUGGAGGAAAAACAAAGACAAGAUAAUUUAUCUUCAUACUCUGUAAUUAAUCAUGAUGUUGAAAAGGUUGAUUUUUCUACAUCAUUAGAAAAUGAUAUUAUUCAAGAAUAUAAAACAGAUACUGUAAAGGCAGUCGUUAAGGAAUUUAUGGGUCGUAUCAAAGAAUGUUUUAGUUCAGCUAUUAAAACGGCACAAGGGUAUCACUGUACUGUAAUGAACUUGGAUGGUUUUGUUGAAGUUGCUCGUCGUUAUGAACUACUUCCUCUUAUCCGAAAAUCUCAUCUACGACAAAUUUUUCUUUCCUGCAGUGAACUUGAGAGGGAGAAACAUCCAGAGGCAGAAGAGGGAACAAUCUCUGUGGGAACGUUUCUCCUGGCUUUGUAUUACUUGGCUGAUGGUAUUUAUGGUGAUUCACUCAUGAGAAAACAAUUUCCAACUCCAGAAGCUCGAGUGAAAAAGCUUCUAACCAAAAUGUUUUUCUUGAAUUAG